UAAAGGGUACCCUAAAAUAAAAACUUGGAUAAUUCCCGAAACCAAAAAGCAGUCUUAUUCUUUGUCCGUGUUAUUUAGCAGGCUCUGACUUGGAAUUAUUCAUCUUCCCCUUCUUCCCCUUCUUCCCCCUUUGCUCUCGUCCAUAUUCCGAAAGUUUGCUUAUUUGAGGUUGAAUCAGCGGUCAAGUGUGAAAGAAGAAGAUGUGGGCAGCUUCGUGCCUGGCAUCAUGCUGCGCUGCUUGCGCUUGUGAUGCUUGCCGGACAGUGGUGUCAAGUAUUAGCCGCCGGUCUGCUAGGAUUGCUUACUGUGGGCUCUUUGCGCUUUCUUUGAUAGUUUCAUGGAUUCUCCGUGAGGUUGCGGCUCCUCUCCUCGAAAAGAUUCCUUGGAUUAAUCAGUUUAACGAGACACAUAACAGGGAGUGGUUCGAAACAGAUGCAGUGCUUCGUGUUAGCUUGGGAAAUUUUCUCUUCUUCACUAUUUUAUCAGUUAUGAUGGUUGGUGUGAAGAAUCAGAAGGAUCCCCGUGAUAGUUUGCAUCAUGGUGGAUGGAUGAUGAAAGUUAUAUGCUGGUGUCUCUUAGUGAUCUUCAUGUUUUUUGUACCAAAUGAGAUUGUUAGCUUCUAUGAGACAAUUUCAAAGUUUGGCUCGGGAUUUUUUCUUCUUGUACAAGUUGUACUUCUGUUGGAUUUUGUUCAUGGAUGGAAUGACAAAUGGGUUGGAUAUGAUGAGAAGUUCUGGUACGUUGCACUUUUUGUUGUUUCUCUUGUUUGUUAUCUGGCAACAUUUGUCUUCUCUGGACUUCUUUUCCAUUGGUUCACACCAUCUGGACAAGACUGUGGGCUCAACACCUUCUUUAUUGUCAUGACUCUCAUGUGUGUCUUCGUGUUUCUUAUAGUGGCACUGCAUCCUGCUGUAAAUGGCAGCAUUUUGCCAGCAUCAGUUAUAUCUAUGUACUGCACAUACCUCUGCUACAGUGCACUUGCCAGUGAACCUAGGGACUAUGAGUGCAAUGGUCUUCACAAGCACUCCAAAGCUGUUUCCACUGGGACACUUACCUUCGGUUUGCUAACCACUGUUCUUUCUGUGGUGUAUUCUGCUGUUCGUGCUGGAUCCUCCACAACACUUCUCUCCCCACCAGGUUCUCCCCGCGCAGGCGCUGGAAAGCCUCUGCUUCCAUUAGACAAGGUUGAUGAACACGAAGAAAAAGAGAAGUCCAAGCCAGUGUCAUAUUCGUAUUCAUUUUUCCACAUAAUCUUCUCUCUUGCUAGCAUGUACUCGGCCAUGCUUCUGACGGGGUGGUCAACCUCUGUUGGGGAGAGUGGGAAGUUGGUGGACGUUGGGUGGCCAUCUGUGUGGGUGAGGAUGGUGACUGGUUGGGCAACUGCAGGUCUGUACAUCUGGUCUCUUUUGGCUCCUAUUCUGUUCCCCGAGAGGGAAUUCUGAAGCCCGACACCACCAAACGAGAGAAAAAGGUUUGCUCAUUGACGUCAUUAAGUAUAUGUAUUGUGUGUACGCUUCUUCUAUUGUGUACUUAAAAAGUACUAUCAACUAUGUAAAUAGAAUGGCUUGUGCUUGACUUUUAGAAUAACCAAAUCUUGUUGGAAAAACUACAUGGUAUUGAGCUUGACAAUAUUAUCUUUUGAUGUCCCAGAAAA
Messenger RNA from Pyrus x bretschneideri (Chinese white pear), 1654 nucleotides. RefSeq names its product probable serine incorporator. Gene Ontology annotation, cellular component: membrane. NCBI's taxonomy places the organism in Eukaryota, Viridiplantae, Streptophyta, Magnoliopsida, Rosales, Rosaceae. Bases 201 to 1442 code for a protein of 413 amino acids. The record is from RefSeq and is a predicted model, not a curated record. The transcript has 7 exons.